Astyanax mexicanus (Mexican tetra) is the source of this 6392-nucleotide messenger RNA. It is a transcript of the gene slc17a6b, whose product is annotated as solute carrier family 17 member 6b. NCBI's taxonomy places the organism in Eukaryota, Metazoa, Chordata, Actinopteri, Characiformes, Acestrorhamphidae. Gene Ontology annotation, cellular component: excitatory synapse; synaptic vesicle membrane. The record is from RefSeq and is a predicted model, not a curated record. Gene Ontology annotation, molecular function: neurotransmitter transmembrane transporter activity; L-glutamate transmembrane transporter activity. The coding region runs from base 817 to 2574 and encodes 585 amino acids. Gene Ontology annotation, biological process: regulation of synapse structure or activity; neurotransmitter loading into synaptic vesicle; synaptic transmission, glutamatergic. The transcript is spliced from 12 exons.
ACUAAUGUUGGUUUAUUUCUUUGUUUUGUAUUAUUUUUUAAUCAUCCAAAAAAUUACAUGGACGCAAAUAAGCGAUGUUUAAAGUUUAAAGUCCCCCAAGCUAAACGUGAAUGUAUCCCACCCUGUCUAACCCCUCCCCAUCCAGCCGACCGUCUGCUAGAUUGACGAGUAAUGGUGGUGGGGGGUGGGGGGGGUCCGCCUAGCGGGCAGCGGCACCACCACGCGCCGCUGCGCUGAUGCACGAGGCUGGUCGCUGACCUUGGUGCUGAAGAAAAAGACUCCAGAGAAGCGGCGCGAGCGGCUUUAAAACUUCUAGCCUCGGUGCAUCCGAUUGUUCAUAUAGUGGUCGAAUCUUGUUUUGAGCGUUUCGAUUAUUCGACUUUUUUUUUUUUGUAUUUUUAAUUCUCUCUUCUGAAGCAAAUAUCAGAUCUGCGCGUGCACACAGAGAUACCGAGAUGGGAACUCCCGCGAGCGCCAGGAGCGAGCUGUUCUUCAUCACUAAGAAGACAGAACCACGCCACUUCUGAUUUUUUAUAUAUCAAUUCAGGCGUUUUUUUAUCUUCUUCCUUCCAGCGAGCCUCGUCCUUUUCUGAAGACCAGUCAGUCGAACCGUCGGUUCGGUUUUGCCUUCGAUCUUCUGAUCUUCGGAUCUUCUCUCACAUCUGCACGCGCCCUGCACGACAUGUCCGACCAGCUCGCUACGUGAGAUGCCUCUAUAACGCCAAAAACAAGAAAAACAACCAAAAAAAAGAGAGAGAGAAAUAGAGAGAAAGGAGCGAAAACAAAAGCGCAGCGGGGGAUUAUUACAAUCUGAACAUGGAUACUCCGAAGGAGCCCGGUUUUACCCCGAGUAAAGAGGGUCUGAGGCAGCUGGCGGGGAAGACCCUCGGACAUGUCUACAAGGCGAUGGAGAGGCGCCAGAAGCCCGGGGAGAGUAUCGAGCUGACGGAGGACGGACGUCCCGCCCAGAGAAGCGAGCGAAAGACGCCUCUGUGCGACUGCACGUGCUUCGGGCUCCCGCGCCGCUACAUCAUCGCCAUCAUGAGCGGCCUGGGCUUCUGCAUCUCUUUCGGCAUCCGCUGCAAUCUGGGCGUGGCCAUCGUCAGCAUGGUCAACAACAGCACCAUCCACGAAAACGGCAAAAUCAUCAUCAAAGAGAAAGCUAAAUUUAACUGGGACCCUGAGACCGUGGGGAUGAUUCACGGCUCAUUUUUCUGGGGGUAUAUUGUUACCCAAAUCCCCGGGGGCUACAUAUCCUCCAGAUUAGCGGCCAACAGAGUUUUUGGGGCGGCCAUCGUUCUUACCUCGACCCUCAACAUGUUCAUCCCCUCAGCUGCCCGGGUCCAUUACGGUUGCGUCAUCUUCGUGAGGAUAUUACAGGGGCUGGUGGAGGGAGUGACCUACCCAGCCUGCCAUGGAAUCUGGAGUAAAUGGGCUCCACCUCUGGAGAGGAGUCGUUUGGCCACCACUUCCUUCUGUGGUUCCUAUGCUGGAGCUGUCAUCGCUAUGCCUCUGGCUGGAAUCCUGGUGCAGUACACUGGCUGGUCCUCUGUAUUUUAUGUCUAUGGGUGUUUUGGUCUUGUAUGGUACAUGUUCUGGAUCCUCGUGUCGUAUGAGAGUCCAGCAGAGCACCCGACCAUCACUGAUGAAGAGCGCUGCUACAUAGAGGAGAGCAUCGGAGAGAGUGCUAAGCUGCUGGGCCCUGCAGAGAAAUUCAAGACGCCCUGGAGACAGUUCUUCACCUCCAUGCCUGUCUAUGCAAUCAUCGUGGCCAACUUCUGCAGGAGCUGGACCUUCUAUCUGCUGCUCAUUAGCCAGCCGGCAUACUUCGAGGAGGUGUUUGGUUUCGAGAUCAGCAAAGUUGGCAUGCUGUCAGCCCUUCCUCAUCUGGUGAUGACCAUCAUUGUGCCCAUUGGAGGGCAAAUAGCGGAUUACCUGCGGAGUAAGAACCUCAUGUCCACCACCAACGUCAGGAAGAUCAUGAAUUGUGGAGGCUUUGGUAUGGAGGCCACUCUGCUGCUAAUUGUGGGAUACUCUCACAGUAAAGGAAUGGCCAUCUCGUUCCUAGUGCUAGCUGUGGGCUUCAGUGGCUUUGCAAUAUCAGGUUUUAAUGUCAAUCACUUGGACAUCGCUCCACGUUAUGCCAGUAUUCUUAUGGGCAUCUCAAAUGGAGUUGGAACUCUAUCAGGCAUGGUGUGUCCUCUGAUCGUAGGAACAAUGACCAAAAACAAGACCAGAGAAGAGUGGCAGUAUGUGUUCCUCAUCGCCUCUAUGGUGCAUUACGGCGGUGUCAUCUUCUACGGAAUUUUUGCUUCAGGAGAAAAGCAGCCGUGGGCCGACCCGGAGCUGACCAGCGAGGAGAAGUGCGGCUUCAUCGACGAAGACGAGCUGGCUGAGGAGACCGGGGACAUCACCCAAAGCUACGGGGCCCUGGGGGGCCCGGCCAAGUCGUACGGGGCCACCACACAAAUGAACGGAGGAUGGCCGGACGGCUGGGAGAAAAGAGAAGAAUAUGUACAAGAGGGAGUGGAUGAGGGAGGGUAUGGCUACAGGCAGGGUGGGGAUUACUCCUAGACCAAUACAUAGACAUAAACACACACACACACACACAGACAUACACUUACUUAACACACACACACACACACAAAAUACUACACAAUGUGACUACACAAACAUGCACACAUGAACAUUGUAGACUUAUUUUGUAGUGAUUGUGAGUUCUAAUAAAAAGAGUGCAGAAUUACUUAUUAUUAAGUUGUACAAAGAAUACUACAAAUAUAAAAAAAAUACACAUUGUCGUAUGUUUGCACAAGAUAAAAUAAUCAGAAAUCUAGGUAUAUUAAGAAUAAUUAAAAGAAUAAAUAUAUAUAUGAAUCGAUAUACAAUAAUGAUAUAUAAAUAUAGAACUAAUCGAAUAAUUCAUAUAAUAAUACAUAUCAAAUUGGCAGAUUGUAAAUGUAAAUUUAUGUACGUCUGUGUGAAAAAAAUAACAACAAGAGUGAAUUUAUUUCAAGUGCAAUCAUAUGUAACGUUGUAAAGCUGAUAUUUCCACCUCAUUUUCUCAUUCCGUAGGGUUAGUUUAGUUGCUGGUGUUCAGAACCAUCGUGAUUCAUUAAGGCUUGAAUAAGAAAAUUUGUUCAGAGCCAAAGCCAGCUGUUGAGCAACCCAUGUAAACCUGAACCAAGACACUGGGACCUGGUUCAAACCUGGCAUUAACAUGGAACAGUUCACCUGGGUGAUCUGAUCAUGCAGUAAGUGGACAGAUGCAUCGUAAUCCAGUCACUGAAACAAACGAUUCUCUUUCGAAUGUGAACGGAAAAACGUAUUGAUACAUCCCUCACUGCAAAGCUCACUGACCUGCCAGAACAUACAGUAUACAACAUACAGCGAGAUCAUACCGUCCACUGUCCUUGGGGGUUAGCUGAGCAACACUAUCUACAGUAACAAGCUAAUGGAUGAAUAUAAAUGUGAUAUUAAUGGCUACAAGCUGCCUCAUCUGGAUUUAUGCUGAGGACUCCAUGUACAGAAAACUGGAGGACCAAUCUUACCACAAACCCAAGGCUAUGCAGGAAUGGAUACAGUAUCUUGCAAUCAUUUGUGACCAGAUCACCCAGAAUCCACAUUAAUGCCAGGUGUGAACGGGUCCUGAAACUGUUUUUCUGUUCGGAUUGCACUGCGAGAGUUGUACUGUGUAAAUGCACAAAACCGUGCGUCUCCUUCUAAUCCAUGAUGUGUUACUCAUUCAUCGUAGAUGUAAUGUUUCUGUGAGACUAAAGGGGAUUUGGGUCUUUGACACCUUAUUUAAGAGCACAGUCAUAUUUCCAUAGAGAACAAACUAGACGUAGCAUUGUGUUUUUCACGGAUUCGUGAUUCGGCUUGUGGAUGUUUAAAAGAUGAUUGACAAAUGUGAGGUUAAUUCUGAGGGUUUGAGCUAUUAUCUUGGUGCAACUGAUUCACAAGGCUGUGAAUUAAGAGUUCAGGUUGGGUUGAAUCUUGGGUUAAAGAACACUUUUGCUGCCUUCAAGUUUCAAGGUUGUUAGUUUGUACUUAUGAUUUUUGGAGCUCGUUAAAAGAUUGAGUAAGUGAUUUCUGAGAUAUACCAAGGAAGUAUAUCUAAAAAUAUUGCAAAAAAAAAGAACAAGAAACAAACAAAGAAAAAGCAUAAAGUAAGAAGCAUUAAGCGAAGGUUAGUGCUAUUAUUUCCCAGCACUUUAACUUUUUUUUUUUUUUCAUUUUUACUUAGUUUUUUUUAGUUUUUUUUCACUCCUUAACAGGCCAGGAUUUUUGUCAAUUGUCUGCCUGACACUACAACCAUAAAUCUUGAGGAUUUCUAGUCAAACAUUACAUAAAAAGCUUUUUAUAUUUGAUAAGGAACAUUACUAAAAGCAUAAUUGUAAUUGUAAUAGAAAAUAUAAAACAAAUAUUUAAAUAAAUCUGCUAAUGUCAAAAAAUAUUGAAUUAAAUCAUUAAAUUGGCUCUUUUUUGAACUUCAUUUUAAAAUCAAUAUUUUCCUGAAUACAAAUCAAACAGUUCAUGUCCUACAAACAUUUUGUAGGAUGUUCAUUUUGUUCAUUUGUUUAGUUUUUGCAUCUAUUUUCAAAUUUGCAGAAUUUGGGUUUGAUUCCUGUUACUAAUCUGGGAUUAUUAGGUGGAGCCCAAGUGUCCUACAGUAGAUUUCAAACCCCUCAAAUGUUUAGAAUGUAAAUAAGUUAUUUUACUACAGAAAUAAAGAGUUUUGUAUCACCUACACCUGUAGCCUGUAUACAAGACAAGGCAUGUUAAGGGAUUGAGCACCAAAUUGUUAUCCACACACCUUAAAUCAGAAAGUCUUGUUUUCCAUUCGUACAUAUGAAUUUGUGUUGUUUAAAUCAUAAUUACGAUGCUUCUGAGAUGACUUGAAGGCAGCAUUAUUUGUAGGUGUUCUCAGUAUGCUCAUGCAUUCUUAUUAUUAGAGUUAUGAGGGAAAUAAGCUCACUCUGUGGAAGACGAUACAUCACACCAAGCCAGUCCAGAACACAUCAAGAACACAUGAACACAACACAAGCAUGUUGAAACAAACACACACAAACAAACAAAAAAAAAACACAGUAGUUGGGAAGCUUUUGGGAGAAACUGGGCAAGCACAGAAAUGGACUAAAGCACAGGGUGUCAAAGAGACCCAAUUCUUCCGUUCCUUCUGUUUUCAGAAGUUAAAAACACCAUGCCAUCUCGACGUCCAUGAAUGUUAGUUAUGCAUGGAUCAAAGCUUUUUUUGUUUGGAAAGAGAAAAUUCGUCGUUUGUCGGUUUCUUUGCACAGUUAACCAAAGGUAAAUGUGUAGAGCGGGCUCUCAGCAGGGUCCAGCGUAUAGGGAUGGGUGAACACUGGGCUUCGACCUGCUGUUAGAGCUCCCACAGCCAUAGCAGGCCACAGCUGACCAUAUUCAAUGUACAAAGCAAUAAAUCCAUGGUGACGGUCGUCAGUUCAACCAACUCCAACUUUAAGGAAAAAGAUCUCUAUAUAUACACGUGUAUGUAACACAUAAGCACAUUUAUCUGUAGUAACUUUUUUGGUUCACGUUGUGUUUUUUGUGAUGACAAUUAUUUAAAAAAUAAAAAAGAGAGAGAAAAGAUCAACUAUACUUCUUGUUAAAAUAUGUAUAAAUAUAUAUAUAUAUAUAUAUAUAUAUAUAUAUAUAUAUAUAUAUAUAUAUAUAUAUAUAUAUAUAUAUAUAUAUAUAUAUAUAAAUAGAUUUAGCAAGAGUCCAGUGCACAUCUCCUAGACGUAAGGAGCAUUCGCACUGGGCCCACUCACCAGAAGAGAAUGAUUCUUAAGUGCCACCUGCGCCCGGUUCCCUGGUGAACGCCUUCACCGCGGUUCCGGCGUCAGCAGGUGGCCACACCUCUGUAGUCGUCCUGUAUGGUUGCCAGUGCCAGUUGCUUUUUUUGAGAGUAUGUUGUUGUGAGAUAUGUUUUUUAUGUUUUAACCCCCCAUCCCCCUCCACAUCCACAAACACACAAACACAAACACACAAACACAGACCCAAAGCCCUCUUUUUGACGUCUCCCUCUUGUUUCCGGUCUGUGUUCUGUCAGUGGCUUGAGAACUGCCCCCCCUUGUCCUGAAACCCACCCGCCCCACCCGUCACCCCCUCCCCAUUUAGUCUCCUCUCGCACACGACUACUGUCGCGCAAUAUUCAGUGGCGCAAAAAAAAUGGCUCAUUUUUAAAGGUAUUCAGACACUGACAGUUAUUAGCCAUGGCGUCAAAGGUACCAUAUUCCUGUUUCGUGCCUCAGAGUAAAGUUCAAAGUGUGAUUCUUUUGCUGUGUUUCCUGUAAAUGGAGAGGUUUGUUGAUGUCAAAAUGAAAUGCUCUAUAUAUCCUUUUUAUAUAAAAACCAAUGACAAAAUUUUA